Exophiala xenobiotica is the source of this 1155-nucleotide messenger RNA. RefSeq lists its product as uncharacterized. Bases 562 to 1155 code for a protein of 197 amino acids. The record is from RefSeq and is a predicted model, not a curated record. NCBI's taxonomy places the organism in Eukaryota, Fungi, Ascomycota, Eurotiomycetes, Chaetothyriales, Herpotrichiellaceae. The transcript has a single exon.
GAAACCGUCUUCCGGCUUCAGAACGACGUCGAUUCCGCUCGGGUGCGGUAUGUUAUGUGCUCUCUGAAUACCUUUCUCCCACCGAGAAACGAACGUCGCCGAAAAUCUACCUCGGAUGCGGCCUUCCACGUCGCACAGCAGGGACGAUCACUUCAUCUGGGACGACCUCGGGACCAUUCAGCAACUCGACAAGUAGGUGACGGUGUCCUGGAAGCGAGCUUGCCGUCCGUUGUGUACCAUCCAACCACACCUUCCCUGAUAUGCUGUGCUGAAGACCCAGUGUCGACGACAAGAAGGCGGUCUCCUCAAUCACGAUUUGAGUAUUGUGACUUGGCUGUGCCUGGUUGGAACAUUCAACGAAUGUGUGUUUGAUCAUGCCGACUUCGAGGUUGCCACCUCCCGAGAAGGGGUGUACAGAUCUGUCAGAGAGGAUGGUGCAAAAUGAUCAAAUUCGAGAUAGCUUUGAGCAACCUUUGGUUUGAUGAUCUUAUUUGAAGGAGUUGAUUUCCACUGUUCCUACUCUUCAGAUCUGGCAGACCACCUUGGGCAAGAACAGGCAAAAUGCUCGUCUACUACUCUGCUCCAGCGAUCUUAUUCGGCAAUCUGUUGUUGGUCUCCGCUCUUCCGCGCCUCCAUAUCUGGAGCCAUGAAACCGAAGUCAUUGAUGACAGCAAUGGCAUCUGCGACACUUCCGACGACACCUGUCCCUGGUUACCGUACCGCCUUUCACAACUGCAAGGCACACCAAUCGAUGAAGGUGACAUGAAUGACCUGCAUCACCUGGCCAUUGACAACGUACAAGGUGCGACCGGACCUGCAGCUAUCAUAUUCCCUCCAACACCUACCUUGAAGAAGGACGUGGUCGCCACGACCACACCGUGUCCUUCAACAAUGAUAACUUCCGCCCUGCUGAACCUGCAACCUCGUGCGGCGAUGCCCGGCCCCAUGAAGGACAUACCAGACAUUCCCAAGAGCGACCAGGAGCAAGAAUCUGCCGGCCCGCCGCCUGGACAACCCACACAUCCACCAGAGCAAAUGAUCCCUUGCGGAAGAUGGGGCAGCUGCCCGAAGGGCUAUGACUGGUUUCCAUUGUUCAUGGGCUGUUUUUGCCAGUGGAAUCCAACGACCACGAUCAUGAUCCCAAACUCCAUGUAG